Messenger RNA from Lathyrus oleraceus (garden pea), 834 nucleotides. RefSeq lists its product as uncharacterized. The transcript is spliced from 2 exons. Bases 1 to 834 code for a protein of 277 amino acids. NCBI's taxonomy places the organism in Eukaryota, Viridiplantae, Streptophyta, Magnoliopsida, Fabales, Fabaceae. The record is from RefSeq and is a predicted model, not a curated record.
AUGGCCGAGCAAGAGCAAGAGAUGGAAAGAGUCAAUGAAGAGCUUAUAGAUCUAUGUGGGAAUAUAGGUCAAAUAAUGGAGAUGUUGCAAACAACAGUUGCUACUCCAACAACUUGGACUCCCUUUGGUAUUCCUCAUGGUUUUGUGCCUCCUCCUCAAGGACAGUCCACCCAACAUACAGUUCCACUAACUACUGAAGUUAAUCAAGUGAUUCCCACUUUUGUACCCACUUCCAUGCACACUCGAGUUCGAUCGUACUUCGAUGAUCAUCAACAAGUGUAUGAUAUACCUGAUAUGUCUGAAGAAGGUGAUGAAAGACAUGAAAAUCUGAGAGAAAAUGUUGAAACUAUUGAGAAAAGGCUGAGAGCAAUGGAAGGUGAUCAGAUCUUUGGUGUUGCUGCCAGAGAAAUCUUCCUUGUAUCUAGAUUGAUGAUCCCUGCAAAAUUCAAAACACCCAACCUUGAUCAACAUAAAGGAGCUACUUGUCCCAAAAGUCAUCUCAUCAUAUACUAUAGAAAGAUGGCAGCUCACGUGGAUAAUGACAAACUCAUGAUCAAUUAUUUCCAAGACAGUUUGAAAGGUGCCUCUUCCAAAUGGUACUUGACCCUUGAUCAGACUCGCAUCCGUUGUUUCCAAGAUUUGUCUGAUGCUUUCAUCAAACAAUACAAGUACAACAUGGAUCUAGCUCCUGAUAGAAGGCAAUUGUUGAGCAUAUCCCAAAAAGAUUCUGAAUCCUUUAAAGAAUAUGCACAAAGGUGGAGAGAGACUGCAUCUCAAGUGGAACCUCCAUUAACUGAAAAAGAAUUGGCAGAUUGGUUCGUCGACACAAUGUGA